Messenger RNA from Parnassius apollo (apollo), 717 nucleotides. Lineage: Eukaryota; Metazoa; Arthropoda; Insecta; Lepidoptera; Papilionidae. The record is from the annotation of a GenBank genome assembly.
AUGAAACACAGCAGCACUAAGCUGCUAUUUUACAUUGGUAUUCUUUACACGAGCAGCACGGCAGGUGACGGCACAGCCGCGUUAGCUUCGAACCCGGAGGUGCGCAGUACAGGUGCUAUCGCCGCUGGGCCAGUGGCAGCUGCCCGCGUGCAGAUCGACGCUUUACGCGCACUCACCGCAAGACUCAAGGAUGCGUAUAACGGCGUUGAAGUUCAAUGGAAGGACGAAGACAACUUCCAAGAGGCAGGUGCUUCCUCACUCGACUUCGUGGAGACUGCGGGCUCAGGGUCGGGCUCCGGCGACGACACCGACGACACGGAGAACUUACCUGACGACGACGAGGAUAGAGACGUCAAUCCAGACUAUCCAGAAGGCUCGGGCGACAGCCGACCGACGGACGAGUUAACACCGGAAACGCCUACAGAAGCUCGACCGGUCCCAGUAACGGAGGAGCCGUUCGUGCCCAACAUCAUCAGCGGGCCCGGCACCAGCAACGUAAACGUGCGCGGUCGGGUCGCGGAUGCCGGAAUUGAGGCAGCUGUUCCCCGCGGCGAGUCCGGCAGCGAGUCCGGCAGAGAGUCCGGCCGGACUUCUCCCCCGGUCCGGGAGUCCGUGCCCGGCUCGGCAGACCGGCCAUCGCUCGGCAAGGCGCUGUUCACCUACGCGCUGCCCGUAGUUUGCGCCUGGUUCGGCACUAUCGUCACAGAUUUGUUCUAG